Molecule: messenger RNA, 581 nt
Organism: Triticum aestivum (bread wheat)
Lineage: Eukaryota; Viridiplantae; Streptophyta; Magnoliopsida; Poales; Poaceae
Product: dirigent protein 22
Exons: 1
Coding region: 35-550 (171 amino acids)
Source: RefSeq, a predicted model, not a curated record
CAACAGCAAAACACCGACUACAGAAGGGAAAUCCAUGGCCUCUGCCGCGCUCUUCGUCCUCCUCGCCCUGGCCACCAUGAAGCCCCAGACCGCAUCGUCCGAGAAGGAGACGCACCUCAAGGUGUACUGGCACGACGUGGUGAGCGGACCGGACCCAUCAUCAGUGCCCGUGGCACGCGCGGCCACGACCAACACCUCCAAGACAGCCUUCGGCGUCGUCAUGGUCAUGGACAACUCACUCACCGAGGGGCCCAGCAUCAACUCAUCCAGGCUCAUGGGCCGCGCCCAGGGCACCUACAUCGCCGCCGGCAAGGACCAGCUCGCGCUGCUCAUGCUCAUGAACUUCGUCUUCACCGCCGGCAAGUACAAUGGCAGCAGCGUCGCCAUUAUGGGUCGCAACGCCGUGUUCACCGAGGUUCGUGAGAUGGCUGUCGUCGGCGGUACCGGCGUUUUCAGGUGGGCUCGAGGGUACGCACAGGCCAGGACGCACACCUUGGACCUCAAGACCGGCGACGCCACCGUUGAGUACAAUGUAUUCAUCAUGCACUAGUCUCGGCCCUGCUCAAAUUGUACCCAGAGUU